Molecule: messenger RNA, 345 nt
Organism: Ambispora gerdemannii
Lineage: Eukaryota; Fungi; Glomeromycota; Glomeromycetes; Archaeosporales; Ambisporaceae
Source: the annotation of a GenBank genome assembly
AUGGUUGUUGCAUUAGGUAAUCCGAUCGAAGAGGUCCCUGUUGAUGCAUCACCUGAUGGUGUUGAACUGGCGCCACAGCUACCACUACAUCCGCCUGGUAUGCAAAUUUCGUCGUUGCGACAACAACCAUUGUUGUCUGAACAAAGACAGCACCCAUUGACUCCACAACUUACAGAAUUAGGACCGCAGCCACCGCUACAUCCGCCUGCCCUUGCUACCAAAGAGUAUUUCAAGGUGAAUUUGCUUCUCAAGAAGGUCGUCAAGCGAUUCGCCUCUUUUCCACUUAAAGGGCGCCGUAGCAAAAGCGAAACUGCUGAAGGUUACAAUAGUGAGGACAAGUAUUAA